Penicillium manginii is the source of this 2442-nucleotide messenger RNA. Its product is annotated as Zn(II)2Cys6 transcription factor. Gene Ontology annotation, molecular function: RNA polymerase II cis-regulatory region sequence-specific DNA binding; zinc ion binding; DNA-binding transcription factor activity, RNA polymerase II-specific. Gene Ontology annotation, cellular component: membrane; nucleus. Gene Ontology annotation, biological process: DNA-templated transcription; positive regulation of transcription from RNA polymerase II promoter by galactose; transmembrane transport. Lineage: Eukaryota; Fungi; Ascomycota; Eurotiomycetes; Eurotiales; Aspergillaceae. The transcript is spliced from 8 exons. The coding region runs from base 1 to 2442 and encodes 813 amino acids. The record is from RefSeq and is a predicted model, not a curated record.
AUGCUUACAUUCUACAUCCUUGGUAUCCUUGUCCUUGGAAUGGCCAUUCCUUACGACAGUAGCGAUCUUCUCAGUGCAAUCACGAGUUCAAAUAACGCUGAUACAAGCCCAUUCGUCGUUGCUAUCAAGGAUGCUGUUAUUAAGGUUUUGCCCGAUUUUGCGAACGCGUCUCUUUUGAACAGUUGGAAAGGGGAUCCGAUAUUUGAGAUCUCCAUGUCAGCUGCCUUCAUUGCACUUGGGUUCAUGAACGCAAGCAAGUCAUCCUCUUCAGUCUUCGAUGACCUUGUUUCAUUGGCCACAGUCUUCGCCGGCUUAAACUGGCUGGCAAUCUUGUUACUAGUCAUCCUCCGGUGUCGGCCCGCGCACCUGCCGAUCCCCCGUCUUCCCCCGCUUCUUCCAUUGCAAUUCGGUCUGCUUCCCCAGACUCUUUCAUGCAUCAUGGGCCGCCCCAAAGUGCUCCCUGCGAACCGCUUGCGCGCCAAUACUGCAUGCACUGCCUGUCGCGCUUCCAAGAAGCGAUGCAGCGGCAGCUUUCCCUGCUCUAAUUGCAUCCAUAAGGGUCGCGCCCGAUCCUGUAUUCCAUUCAAGUCCAUACCCGACUCACCUGUCCGCACACGACCGUCGGCUGGCUCAAAUCUUGAUAGAAAUGUGAACCUGAACUGGGAAAAUUUAACGGCAGAGCCCCAGUCUCCUCUCAUAUCGCCCCAUAAUGAUUUUGCAGACCCGCAACAGGAACACGCCCUUGAGGUCGGGCCACGGUCGCCCGAGGCAACGCAUCGGACGCACGCUCUUUAUGUUGGAAAAGCCGCUUCUAUCUCUUUUCUCCAGCUUCUACGGGACACCGUCACACAACAUAUUGGGCCCUCACAGUUCUCGCACAAUCUCAGAAGCGAGGAUAUGCUCGAGGUUAAGGCCCAUCAUGAUCCCUCGAAUUUUGAUGAGGGAAGCUGUAGCUUGGAUGACAAGCGCCGGUACAUUCAAGUUUUCUAUGCUGUGACCAACGGAUUCAUCUACCUAGGCUGUAACACUGAGGCUCUUUUGGCAGAUACGUCAGACCCCCAGACGGAUCGAGAGAAAACUCGAGCAGCGAUUCGAGAUUUGAUGAUCGCCAUUGGGGCUCAGUCAUGUCCUAAUGAGCCCGAGACGGUCCAACUCGAGCGCUUCUUCUUUACCCGUGGGCAAAGUAGGACGUUCGCUAAUCUACUCGAAGACCCCAGUAUAGACCUGGUACGGGCUUUCCUGCUCAUGUCAUUCUAUAUGUUUGGGGCGUGUCGUCGGAAUGCAGCCUUUAUGUACUUGGGGGUAGCGGCGCGGUCGGCAGUGGCACUUGGACUCCACACAGACUCGUCAGGGGCUUUGAGUGUUAGCGAAAAGGACGAAAGAUCAAGAAUCUGGAUGAGUCUCUGCGUGCUCGAUCUCCUGGCGAGUUCGAUUCUCGGCCGACCCGCAGCCACAGCGGCUCUCCUACCAGAGAAUCGGAGCGAACUUUGUUGGGUACCACGAGCAACUGCCGAGACUGGAUUGGUAGCUUCGUACCAGUUAUCCCUCAUCUUAGAGGAAAUCAUCAGCAGAUUGUAUAGCGAGAAAGCCGCCUCAACUGACACUGCUGAUGUUCUCUUGGAAAAGCUGAAUCGCUGGAGUGAACAGCUACCAAACUCGCUUCGCACGCCGUCCGAGACUGAGGAUUCUGGUGUGGCACAGGAGCGCAUAAUUGGAAAUAUGCAUGUGGCUUGCUUUUACCAUUUUGCUGUAAUCCUCGUUACUCGUCCAUUUCUGAUAUCUACUUUGAACGCCCGGCUGGCCCGGAUUCAUAAAAGUCUCUCAACAAAUAGAACAGGGACAGAUACGCCAGAGGACCCAGCACAUUCGCGCUUAGCGGUUGCAUGUAUUGACUCGGCUGUUUAUAUGCUACAGACCUGCCUAGAAGUAUUUCAGUCGGGACUACUCCAUCGGAACAUGGGUAUUCUCAAGGCAUUUGUAUUUGCGGCAGCACUAGUUCUUGGAUUUUCUAUGUUCUGUCACGGCGAUGUCGACAGUGAAAUUGAUAAUGCAUUUGCAGGCGCUAUAUCUGUUCUCCGGAUGCUUGCUCAGCAAUCCGCCCAGGCGGCCCACUAUCUCGAGAUUCUGACACUGUUAGAGGUAGUUGUGACACAACAGCGGCAGAGGCAAGCCGCCCAAGCGCGGCAGCGGCGCAGUCGAUACGUUAAUCGGAUUUUCAGUUUACAUGAGAGCCCAUCCACACCCCGGAUGCAGAGCAAUGAUGAUAGCCGAACCGACACGAUUCCGCUGGACACAGGCGGCCCAUUUUACCCAUGGGUUCCGCAGGGGGAUGGGCCAGUGACUCCACCCGUGAUGGAUGGAGCGUUCCUGGAUUGGGAGGGAAUGGAGCUGCCACUGUGGGAUAGCUUCCCAUUUACAGAGCCGGGGUCAUCCGUUUUAUAA